GUCAGAGCGCGAUCAGACCUCACUAAGCGAGUGCUGAACGCGGUUGGACAUAGUGGUGUUUUAGAAGGGAAAAGUCACUCUGCAAACAGGAGCUACUCAGCUACAGAGAGAUGCUGAAGUAAUGUGGCUGUUUGAAAGUGGCAACCAAACUACCCGUAUAGCACAGCUGUUUCAAGAAAAAGUUUUCACUCAUUAUGAACCGAGACUCACCAACAGACUCCAGCUGGAUAGAGAAACCGGAUCACUGACUAUCUGGAACAUCAGCACCAGUGAAUCUGGAUUUUAUGAAGUCACAAUCAAUAACGCAAUGUCCUGGAAGAUGUUCAAAGUUGAUGUUUAUGAACCAGUUUCUGUACCUGCCAUCAGGAUUGGCUCACUGAUGAGUGCAAACCAACCACAAGGUGCAUUGACACAAACACAAGUGAUGGAUGAUCCAAACCAAGAACUCUGUUCUGUGAUCUGUUCUGUAAAAAAUGAACGAGACGUGUCCAUCUCCUGGUAUAAAGGGGGUGAAAUGGUGAACCAGACCAGCAAUCCUGAUCUCAGCAUUAACUUGAGUUUACCAUUAGAGCUCCAUUAUAAUGAUCCAGAGAUCUACAGCUGCACGGCUGCCAAUCCAGUGAGCAAUAAAACCGUCCAUCUUCACACGAAAGAGAUCUGCCCACAACAUGAAGGUGCAAAAUGUCAUGAAGUCUCUUCCUGCCACAAUGACCUCUGUACAGUUUGUGUGUCUCUUAAUAGACAAUACAAAAGUCUCUUUCUUUCUCUUCUCAAUCAGAUUGUCCGGAGCAUUGUGGCGUCACUGAGGUUCUGAUCCGACUGGUUUGGUGGGAAUUUGCACUGUUUUCUUUCUUGUUGAGCAUUUGAUGUUCUGCGCAGCUCAGAGAAGAGCUCCAUCUGUGUGCUAAAGAUACUGCCAUGAUAGUUUCUAAGCUUACAGGCAGCACCGAGUGAAAUUUCAAAAAUGAAGAUGGUUUCCAAAAACUCCAAACUAUACUGUAAAUCUAUAGAGUGCUGCAGGAAUGAUGUAUUUUGUUGGCUAAAACCCAGAAACAAGUUUGUACUUCUGUUGUGCUUUGGUUUCCUGUUCAGAAGAGGUCAUAUUUUAAGGAAAAUAUGAUUCUAUUGUUCAGCCUUUCCACCUAGUGCCCCAGAACACAUCUUCAGUUUUCAGUAAAAAUGAAAUGUUGUUUAUAUGACAUUCAGUGGAACAGUGGAUUCUAGUGGCAUGUUUUCUCCAGUGAGGUAUGAGCUUUAUGAAACCACUUUGUCUAGCCUAUAUAGCCUAAUAUAUUGUAAAUUAAGCCUGACACUGUGUCUACACCGGAUGUGAGCAACGCAACACGUCAAAAGACAACCCAUUAUAAUCAGUGAUAAUGUCUACACUGGAUGCAGCAUAACGCGACAAUUUCCCGACAGUAAACGGAUUCCCCGUUCUAUUUCUGGCGUAGUCCAAGUGCUUUUCAGCGGUCGGCUUGUCGCGUUCAGUGCUUUUAGCUGUUGCGGAGCGUCUAGUGUAGACAUGUUGUGAGACACCAUGUCUCUCAAUUAAUAGGCUGCAUUUGUCCACUUUAUUAUGCCCUUCCCUCACUAACUUCCCUCUGUCGCGUUCACUUGGACACGUCAUUGCUUAGGUUGCUCAAGUGCCCACUACUGCUGGAAACCUUGUAAUGGGUUUAAAUGGAACAGGCUGAGCUCUUGAUCACUUGUGGGUAAAUUAAGUGUGAGCUCUGCGAUUUGCUGUUGUGAUGUCAGUCAUGUUGCAUUGUGGUCUAUGGAUCUGCCUGAUGUGUGCAUAUGAGUAGACAAGGGUCUAUACAAAUGAACUUCCCUCGUUGACUUGACGAACGCAUUUCAAAAUGGCAGUGAUUCUCUCGAAGGGAGUACUUACGGAAGUUCGCAAGUGUAUGUGUAAAAGUGGAGUUAAACGCAGCCUCAGUUCACACUCCCACAGUCCGUUCUUCAUCUGUCAAGAUCUAAUCCGAUUGGCUGACUGUAAGAAACUACAUAUUUAAUAAUUACACAAGGAGGCCCAUAAAUAUAUGCAUUUAUUUAGUGCAGCAAAAUACAUGAAAAUAAAGAAGAAAAAAAAGUGUAAUAGUGUAAAAAGUGUAAAAGUGACAUUCUAACAUCUCAGUCCUUCAUUGUAGACAUGAAAUUUGUCAAUAAAGUGGCUUU
Molecule: messenger RNA, 2178 nt
Organism: Megalobrama amblycephala (Wuchang bream)
Lineage: Eukaryota; Metazoa; Chordata; Actinopteri; Cypriniformes; Xenocyprididae
Exons: 3
Coding region: 122-814 (230 amino acids)
Source: RefSeq, a predicted model, not a curated record